Messenger RNA from Blepharisma stoltei, 1125 nucleotides. Lineage: Eukaryota; Ciliophora; Heterotrichea; Heterotrichida; Blepharismidae. The record is from the annotation of a GenBank genome assembly.
AUGAAGUCUGAAAACAAACAAGUAGCUUGCAAAAUAAAAUUAGCCCAAAGAUCUAAUAGCUUGAUAUUGACAGGCUGUAACUUAUUCAAAAUCCCCGAUAAAGUAUGAACCCUUGUUGAUUUAUUAAGGCUCGAUUUAUCAUUUAACAAUAUUGACGUCCUUCCUCCCGAAGUCUCAAACUUAACAAAGCUAAAAGAACUCUGCCUAAAUGAUAACCCUCUCAGAUCAAUCCCUCCAGAGCUUUCAAAAUGUCCCCAUAUCCGAAUUUUAGAUUUGAGCAGGACACGCAUUCAAACUCUUCCAAGAGAUUUAGCAAUGAUCCCAGCACUCGUAGAGCUAAACCUAGACAGAUGCCCUCUUAAACCAAGCCUCCAAAUCGUUUAUGAAAGAGGAAUUUUUGAUCUCUGGGCACAUCUAAAACGAAAACUUGACAGAAGAAUAUACAAAGAACAAGUUUUCAGCACAUUAAAAGAAAGCAUAUACCCAGGAGAAGAUGUCAGGGCUAUAAUGGAGCUUACACUAACGCUUUUCGACCAUUUUAAAGAUCUAAACACAGAAGCAUUGAAACUGUUUGUGCAUAACCUUAGAAGAAUUUUUCCUGAAAAAAUGGGAUACGCAUCCCCUAUCAAGAUAAGGGAAGCUUUUGAUAGAAUCCAACAAGAUUUACUGAGACGUGGAGAAGUGUCUAAGCUGACUGUAAAAUUGAAGGUGAAAUAUCCUCAAGCUGAUAUUGACUAUAUCUCAAAAUUAGCUUUAUCAUUAACAAACAGCUUAUCUAAGCGAGAAAUCGGAGCCUUAUUUAAAGAAAAUUUGUUGCCUGAAGAUUUUGAUGAGCUAGAUAUAAGCACAAUUAAUAACUCAUUAGGGACUUACAAAGAAAGACAAGAAGUCGAGCUGAAUAAAGGGAGGAUUAAUUUGACUGCGAAAUUUAAAAAUCUUUAUCAAGAUGAAUAUGCAGCCGAUGAAAUUGAAAGGCUGUCUAGCGAGCUGGGAGAACAAUUCACGUCUCCGGAGAGGCUAAGGAAAUUUAUACAAACUGCGGAUAAUUUUCUUCCAAAAAACUUGGGUGAGUUCAAUUCGCAGACGAUAAAGAAUAAUUUCAUUAUGACUAUAACUAAAAAAUAA